Messenger RNA from Colias croceus (clouded yellow), 1568 nucleotides. RefSeq lists its product as uncharacterized. The record is from RefSeq and is a predicted model, not a curated record. The coding region runs from base 124 to 849 and encodes 241 amino acids. Lineage: Eukaryota; Metazoa; Arthropoda; Insecta; Lepidoptera; Pieridae. The transcript has 6 exons.
UAGAGCGCACGUACUUUAUCCUUAAAACUUUUCGGUAAAUACAUUUACGAUAAAGUGAAAAUAUUGUAUGAAAAAAUAAUAUAUGGCAGUUAGUGUGAUGUGAACCUUUGGAUUGAAUAUUCAAUGCCCGUACUUCACGCAUCAGCAAUGUGGUCCAGAAAGCAGUCGGUUUGCAGCGCCGUGAGCGGCGUGUCCAGGGGGGAGGAGUGUAUGGGGGAACUCUAUCCUUUCGCUAUUGCUUUAAGGGUGCGGGUGUUACAGAUUGUGUGCGGUAUAGGAGGUCUGGUAGUCGGUGCUGUCGGCUGGCUAGAAGAGAAGCAGAGACCAGUUCUGGGGCUCGGUGUACCUGCUGGUGCAAUUACGGUGCUUGCUGCUGCACUAUCAGUGUACUACAGCCGAGGCUUCGGAGGUUGGGUGUCUGCUCGCACUCAAACAUCAAGAUCCUGGGGAUCGCCCUGGAGGGUCCUGGGUCCUUCACCAUGCGCUGCAAUUCCCUUGACAAUACUCUGGAUAGCUGCUAUAGGCGCUCAUGUUGCCAUGUUCACGUUUUGUAUACGAUCGCUGCUGAAUCUUGGAUGCGGCACAAGAACAUGUAUCGGUGUAGCAGUAGCCCAGUUGACAUUCUCCAUAACAACGUUGGCCACAGCAGUCUACAUGGUGCACCUGGAUCUGAGGUUCGACGCUGCGUUGUCCCCACCACGACAAAAUGAUGGACAGACUUGUACUGCUGUGUCUAUGGUUCCUCUAACGUCGAUAGCUAUAAACAGUGGGAACAGUGGGGAAGGCGCGCCUGACACCAGUCCCCUCAACAAGGAGAAAGAGCCACAGCCGCCAGAACCGCCUACUUGAUGCAGAAAUACCGCUUAAGUGUAGAAAAGUGUACAGAAAAUGUGUAAUUUUUAUCUCCAUAAGACAGCUUUUUAUAAUCAAUGUAAACUCGUUUAAGAUGAAAAAGAAUUGAGAUCGGAAAGACUUGUAUCGAAAAUGAGAAAAGUUUACUGUGAAUCUGAUGGAAUAUGUUAAAGGUCAGUUAUUUUUUUAUAAGGAUAUAGCUUCAGAAUACAUGUGUUGUAUAAAGAAACAACUUUUAAUUGGUGUGAAAUUUUAACUUGUAAAAUUUCUUAUAUAUUUUUAUCUAUAGAAAGCAAAAGUUUUUUAGCCAAUAUAAAUAAGGCAAGCUUCCUCAUAAUAAGGGAUAUCUUUACCAAAGUUAUUUUAAGAUGUUUUAUUGUAUUAAUUAUUACACAAUUUGGUCUUUGAUGAACUUAUGAAAAUAUUUUGAUACGUGUUUUUAAUUCUGAUGUAACUAGGUAGUUACCUAUAACAAAUUUUUACAGAAUAUAAUUUGUAUAACUUUUAAGAUCUUACCUUACAGAAAUAGACAAACUGUUCAUCUUAAUAAUAUUUCAUCAUUGUAUUCAAAGAUUUAAAAAACAGUUUUGUAUGUUGUAAAAUAAAUUGCUUAUUCCAUAAUUACCACUUAAUUUUACGAAAGUUCCUAAUGUAAAUAGAUAAUUGUAAAUACUUUAUGUGAAUGUAAAUAAAAUGUUAAAUUUCUCGCAAGCUUA